ACCAACAACACACCAACAUAGUGAACAGGUUACCUAUCCUACAAAUACAAAACAUUAUAAUGUCUAAAGUACGAGUACAAAACUUUACAAAAAAAGAAGACAGAGCCCUGAUAGAAGGAAUAUUAAAUCACGGCCAAGCACUUCUUUGCUGGGAGACCAAUCACAAACAGACAAACAGAUGGUGGAAUCUCAUCGUCCGCAGAGUCAAUGCAGUUGGAAGACACAGCCGUACACUGCAGCAGUGCUGUAAACGACUCAUGUCUUUGCAUGAUUUAGCAGUUAGACGACAGCAAGCACUGAAUGUCUGCACCCGUUCCAAAGGUCGAAGGCCACAUCCCACACCACUGAGUGACACAGAUGCUUUCUUAAUCUCACUGGAUACUGAAAACUUUAACAGCAUACUCCUUAACAAUGGGUUUGAAGAAGUAGUUCAACCCAAUCUAUCAGUGACUGAAAGGAAACGAAAGGCAAGCUUCAGUAAACAGGAGACACAAAUUCUGAUGAAUGCUUUGAGGACAGAUGGUGCCUUCCUGAUAGGUCGAAGUGGAAAUCAGAAACUAAGGUACCAAAGAUGGGCCAAAAUUGUUUCAGAAGUAAAUGCCACUGGCCGACGUGGACGCCUCAUUGCCGAAUGCCAUCAGAGAGUAAAUUAUAUGAUGAAUGUGGCUAAGAGAAAAGCACACAAACUACAGCUGUUAUUUAACAGUGGACAGACCCCACUCCUAGAGACAGAACUUACAGAGGAUGAUCACCUUUUGCUGUCAUUAGUGCAUAAUAUAUCAAGAAAGGCCAUACCUGGGGGCAUGGAUGUUGUUGAUGCACAACAGAGAGGUGUGCAAGAUAGAAAAUGCUGUAUAGAAAUGGAGAAACCACAGCCAGGUACAUCCAGAGAAUUGCACACCGCAGCACCAGGAGUUGUAGAUGGGGACACCCAUGAUAAUAGUCCAGCAUUAUGCAGCUUAGCUUCAGAGCCUGAGCAUAUUGACUUGACAGGUGACAUGUAA
Molecule: messenger RNA, 1004 nt
Organism: Protopterus annectens (West African lungfish)
Lineage: Eukaryota; Metazoa; Chordata; Ceratodontiformes; Protopteridae
Exons: 5
Coding region: 60-1004 (314 amino acids)
Cellular component (GO): nucleus
Source: RefSeq, a predicted model, not a curated record